[Torrubiella] hemipterigena is the source of this 2173-nucleotide messenger RNA. The record is from the annotation of a GenBank genome assembly. NCBI's taxonomy places the organism in Eukaryota, Fungi, Ascomycota, Sordariomycetes, Hypocreales, Clavicipitaceae.
CGAGAAGCGCCCUCCCAGCCAAUGAGGUGGCGUCCAAUUGGACAAUUGCGCCCUUUGAGCCUUAAAAUCCGACCUCCUCCGCAAACAUCGCCGAGCCUAAUUUUUUUGCGAGACUUCCGAACAGACGGCCUCGAUCCUCCAAUCACACGCAGCAUAAACACAGCAUCUCACAGCAUCAGCCAUGUCGACGGCGAGAAUAUUCACACGCAGCCUGAUGGCCAUGCGACCGGCCGUUCGCCAAUUGCCCAUCUGCAGAUCCUCCUUCUCCUCGUCCCUGACAUCAACUCCCCAGAGCUGGUCGCGCGCUGCUCGCCUUGCACAGUCCACACGAUCCUUCACAACGACAUUGCACCGUCAGCAUGGUCAUAUUGAGCCUCCCAAGGCUGGAGAAGAGCUGUACAUUACAUUCAUCGACAAGGACGGAGAGGAAUAUAAGUUUGCUGUCAAGGCUGGCGACAACCUGCUGGAUAUUGCGCAGGCUAACGACCUCGAAAUGGAGGGCGCUUGCGGCGGCUCUUGCGCCUGCUCGACCUGCCAUGUUAUCGUCACCGACGAGGGCCUUUACGACCAGAUGCCCGAGCCCGACGACGACGAGAACGAUAUGCUGGAUCUUGCCUUUGGCCUGACUGAGACGAGUCGUCUGGGAUGCCAGGUCAAGAUGACCAAGGAAUUGGACGGCCUUGUUGUCAAGCUGCCCUCCAUGACCCGAAACCUGCAGGCCAGCGACUUCCAGUAACAGCCUACACUGAGGCGUAGCCCCAAAUUAAAACACCACGGAAGCUCCAGCUACAUAAUUGGAGACUACCCCCUUGUACAAUUACAUGAUAAUAGAGAUGACAGGUUGGGAUCUAUAGGCACACAGUGGCCUGGCGACAGCAUUUGGACGUCGUUUUUGUUAUUUAUUAGCGCGCAGAAACCUGGCCCGCGCUGCUUCUACACUUGAAAGGAAACAAAAAGUUCUUUUUAACAAUUAUUCAUAAAGUAAAACAAGAAAACGCCAUUCUCACUGCUAUUUAUGUACAAACGUCAUGUGUCCAUGUAUUUUUCACAAAAAGUAUGCCAGCUCCGUCGUUUAUGCUUCUUCCAAGCCGCUCUUCUUAAGACCGCCGCCUCCUGAUGCAAUGAGAUCCAAGAAGCCCUUCUUGGUCAUCUCGUUGACCUUUUCUGUUCUUGUGCCCAUGCCGAGAACACCGUCUCGCUUUGUGUUCUUCUCCGCCUCGGCGCUCUUGACCUGUGCCGCACGCACGGCGUUAAACAUCUUGACAACACCACGUUGGGCAACUUUGCGUAGUCUGCCCUCCAAAGCAAGGAUGUCUCCUGUUGUCAUGUCGGGUUCGCCAGUGGUUUCUGAGUUGGAUGCAACGAGCACAUCCUUGACGCGGCCCUUCUCCAUGGCUUUGCGCUUCAUGUCGCGAAGGUGACGCUUGGCCUUGGCUUCGAGAGCGCUGUCAACAGCAGCCUUGGAAGCCUCGUGUGCUUCCGCAUUUCUCGCCAACACGGGAUCUGAUCGCUUCGAGUUUGACAGUUUGGUCGACAAAAUCUUGGAAAGCGAGGUGGCAAAAGCAGUAGGGUCGUUGCGCUUCUUGGGUUUUCUGUCGUCAUCACCGACACCAUAUUCGUCGUCGCCAACAGAUUCAUCGGUGUCAUCGUUUAUGUCGAAUUCAUCUCCCUCCAUAUCCUCAUCAUCAUCGUCCUCCUCUUCGUCGUCUUCAUCGUCGUCCUCGUCUUUGGCAGCUUCCUUGGCAGGCUUCUUGGUCAACUUCAUUGUCAUCUUUGCCUUUGCGGGAGCUUUCGAUUUGCUGGUGGGUUUGGUUUCGGGCUCGGAAUCAGAAUCCGAAAAGCUAUCGCCAUCCUCAUCUGCACCAACAUCAUCUACUCGCGCAUUGUGAAUAUCAUCGUCUGAGUCGAGUAGGUUGACGCCUUCAAAGUCUUCGGCCUGCUCUUCCUGCUGCGGCUCCUCCUCUGAGUCGCUGUUGUAAACUUGUUGCUUUUUUUGCUUUUUGUACGGAACUUUGCUGCGUCCGGUAUGAGAUCUCUUUUUGUUUCCAGGGCCAGCCAUUGUAAAAAAUUGUCAAUGCGCUGUGUAAUGCUGUGGUUCUUGCUGUUGAUGGGCUGGAGUACAAAAAAAUGUAAAAAGUUUCGAUUUUGCCGCCUUUGGGUGAGUCUGGGCGGG